GCCUUCGUACGAGCCGUGUGUCGCUGCCGAUCUCCUCCCCCGCACCCCGCCGCCGUUUCGCCCGCAUUCUAGUCGUGGGUGUCGCGCUGUGCAGUCCUCGCGUGUGCCGCCGAACUUAGUGCGCCGUUUGUGAGUGCUUUAGUUCCCGCUCGAGUGUCAGUGUGACGGAGAAACUUGAGAUUCGCCGCGGAGGAUGUUAACAGCGCACGAUUUAAAUCCACGUGUGCCAAGAUACUGGAUUUUAUGAACGCAUACUUCAUUCAUCUUGCAAUUUAAGGGGUCCAUACACACGGCAAUCCGCGAAAGUGAUAAAGCACAAGCGACGAAUUUCAGGCACAUGUCCAAAUACCUAGAGCGUUUACAUCUGUAUGGCUAGCUGAUUAUAUAUGUUUUCAUCUACUUUGCAUCGAUCUGCCGAUGCUACAUCGAUCCUGUUUACAGAUAGCAGCUGUUGACGUCCGAAGUAGCAGCCCGCCGCCCGGCCACUCUUAUUCUCCCCCCGCUCCUCACACCCUCUCCAAGAUUGCUGCCACCAUGGGACGGAAGAAAAUACAAAUAUCACGGAUUACGGAUGAACGAAAUCGACAGGUCACUUUCAACAAGCGCAAAUUCGGGGUGAUGAAGAAGGCCUACGAACUGAGCGUACUCUGUGACUGCGAGAUCGCCCUCAUUAUCUUCAGCUCUAACAACAAACUCUACCAAUAUGCCAGCACGGAUAUGGACAAGGUACUUCUGAAAUACACGGAGUACAACGAACCGCAUGAGUCUUUGACGAACCGGAACAUCAUCGAGGCACUCACAAAGAAAGAGCAUAAGAACGGAGUGAUGUCGCCAGACAGCCCCGAAGCGGAACCAGAGUACAACCAGCUAACACCACGGACCGAGGCCAAAUAUUCAAAGAUUGACGAGGAAUUCCAAAUGAUGAUGCAGCGAAACCAACUGAACGGCAGCAGAGUCGGAGUGGGCGUGGCCGGAAGCAACUACAACCUUCCUGUCAGCGUUCCAGUGGGGAGCUACGACCAGUCACUUUUGCAAGCCAGUCCACAGAUGCACACUUCUAUCAGUCCACGGCCCUCGUCAUCAGAAACCGAUUCAGUUUAUCCCAGCGGCGGAAUGCUAGAGAUGUCAAACGGUUACCCCGGGUCUGGUUCGCCGCUGGGCGCCGGGUGCACCCCGUCGCCCUCUCCCGGACCAGCGCCCUCUCCUCACCGACAUCCGCACAAAUCGCACUCACACGCCCCGCCCCCGCACCACUCACCUCGGAACAAUUUGCGCGUCGUUAUACCCAGUUCAAUGCCACCACCACAGGACGACAUAUCAUAUGCUGGAGAGACACCACUAAGCUAUUCAGGACUUGGCAACUUCGGCGGACCGCAGGACUUCAGCAUGAGCUCGGACAUCGGCAUCGGAUUAUCAUGGGGCGCCCACCAGCUGCAGACUCUACAACACAACAGGUACAUUUCACCUUACAGCAGUAGCCUGCCAGUUCUGGGUGGGGGGACUCCACCGCCCGCUGGCUCGCCAAGCAACGUGAAGAUCAAAGCUGAACCAGUCUCCCCACCUCGGGGCUCCGACCAUCUGCAUCGAGGGCCCCCGCCCGCGCCUCAGCCCGCUCACUUAUCCGGAGCCAUUGAUGGUAAGUACGUUUAUUUUGCAGGAUCAGUGACGUCAAGUAACAUGGGCUCGCCUGCCGGGCAAGACAUGCGGCACGCGAACACCGUCCCACUAGACUACGAACAGCCCCAUACCAAGCGGCCGAGAAUCGACGGCUGGGCCACAUAGCUAGGCUAUGAGGCCUUCGGUUCCUACCCGAGGCCCCUCCACCCGCACUGCUAGACGGCCCAGGCGUAGCGCCGGCCCCGCACCUCCAGGCCCUAAACGCGGCUGCAAACUCCUCCACCGAGCUUUCUGUACUAUACCGUCCUGGUCUACACAAAAUGCUCUUUUCCUCAGAUUCGAUCUGAGCGCGUAUAACUACAAGUUUUUAAGACUAAAGUUGAAAAAGGUGCUUCUCAAAACAUGGCACGGUCUUCAAUCAGGAAAAGGGCAGAUUAGUGCUAUUCAAAUUCCCUUAAAGCUUAAUUUCCCUUAGAUGUUGACUAAAUGUUCAUAUUACACAGUACUCUUCUAUGAUACGUAAUUAAAUAAUGUUAUAUUGCACUUACGAGUACACUAAAUGUUAAGGUUUAAUGUUUAAUGUUAAGUACAAUAUUGUUUAAUGUUAGACGCAAUCCAAAUCAAUUAAAAAAAAUAUCCUAUCUACUAAAUGAUGGAUAGAUGUUAACUACCCUUGUAUAUAGCGAUGUUAUAUGUACAAUCCGUGCCAUUGUCUGUUUAGCUUAUAGUUGUUUAGUGUUAUAAAUGCAAUUUGUUCUGAAGUUUGGUGCGUGGACUGUUAAGGAAGCAGCCGGAGGAAUCAAGUGUGCAUUAUAGAACAAAGUUAUAGUGCAAAAGUGCGUUUUAUAGACAUAAAAAAACGACUGUUGACUUUGUGUUAGUGUUUUAAAGUUUUUUUUGUGCCAUUUUAAAAUACCUAUCGUUAGUGUGACAUCCGAACUUUGAAUCUUUGUAAAUUAGGUAAGCGUAGCGACAUCACAGAAGAUAAUAAGUUAUGUAUUGGAUAUUGUACUUUAUCUAUUGACAUAUUUAUACAUGAGAAUCAUAAUGAUAUUUAAAUAAUAUGUAUACACGUCCCGUUAGGAACGAAUGUUAUGUAAUCUAAGUAGGUAAUGUUAGCUAGAGAUGACUAUAUGAAGAUACCACACGAAGCUUUAAAAUUCUUAUGAUAACACUCGCACUCUAAGCAGUCUUGUAAGUAAAAAAAAAAAAAACACAAUUUUCAUUUUAAUUUAGGAUUCUUAUAAUUCUACGAGUCAUCCUUCGAUAAUAUUUAACACAAUAAAUAAAUGUACUCUUAUUAAUACAACGCAAAAAGAAGAACACUCAAAUGUUUGUUUGAACACGUGCGGGCGUUUCGCAUUUCCCAGACCAAAAAAUUAAGUCAAUUUUGAAUAUCGUAAAUUGUAAAACAGUACUUCUGAAGUACCCACGUUAGUAAUUAAAAUAUGGUUACUAGUAGAGUGAUGAAGCUUGUUGUUAGAGAAUUUUUAUUUUGUUAAUGUGAUCCGAAGUAUUGCAUUGUAAAUCCUGUUUGCAUCAAAUGUAACCUUUGAUAAGCAACCUCGUAAUAUAAUACAAUAAUGUAAAUGAUUUAAGCUUUAAUCGUACACAGAAAUAUAUUUAUCACUAAAUAUCAUAACAUAUUUUCGUAAAGCACUAUAAAAUCACAUGCCGCCCUAUUUUUAGAUAAUAUUGUAGUAAAAUAUUCAUAUAAUUAUGUUAAUCAUGAAAUAAAUAUUUCCUAGCAGGAACAAUAAUGUUGUUACCCUAAACGUGAAUGUAUAUGUUUCAUGUUUCCUUUUGUUUCAUAAAACUCACUUUAGCUAAUGUCAAAGUCCUUUAACUCGAUAGUUGACUGUUAUUGAAACAAAAUAAAUUGUAUAGGGAAAUACUUAAUAAGGUACCGUUAUUCUGUAGCGGUCAAGUAAUUAAAUAACUGGAGGACGAUACAUUGCAUCUGAGGAGAAAGUUUCAGAAAAAUUUAGAAAAGAAAAAGGACAAAAAGAUUUUUUUACAAGUCAAUUUUGCAUUCACCUUUACAUGCAAUUCCCUGGUCCCUUUAAGUGCAUUUGUAAUUUACUAAUAUUCAAAUAAUGUAAAUUAUGAUCUCACUGACUGCUGCCUAUAAUUUCUUAAAUUUAAAUUCAAAGCUUUCUAAUAUCACAAGAUAAAUGUAUACUAAUUUUUCCUUGUUGUAACGGAGCUUCUGAUGUCAGUCAACUAUCGAAUUCUUAACCUAAUACAUGAAUGCUUUAAAAUAUAAAUAGCUGGAAAUAAGACAGAUAAUGUCACUACAGGUCGUAAAUGUAUACAUAUAUUUUAAACAGCACUUAAGAAAUGUUGCUGUAUGUAUACAUUUUAUAAGAUGUUAUUUAUCAUCGUCAAAUAGAUUUAAAAAGCUUGAAAUUUAAUGAGACUAUUAAACACAUUAAAUGUGUCAAAUAGUUAUUUCAGCAUUAAAUUAUUCAACAAAGUCACUUCGUAAAUAAAGUAAACUAAAUGUACAACAUUAUCAGAAGUCCAAGUUUUGAAUAAUAUUGAUCUUAUAACAAGCGUUUGUACUCUAUAUAUAUUCAAGUAUUAGGUUACCUGUCCUCUCAUAUCUUCUCACUGUAGAUGCCUUACUCACAGUGCCUAAAUGUAUCAUAUUAUACCAAAUUUGUAUCAUACGUAUAGAUUUUUUGCAUCAAUUUUUUCACGUCCUAAUAUUUUUAAAUAUUUACAAACUAUAAAAAUAUAUAUUCUUACAAAAGUUAAUAGCUUGCGUCUGAAAAACUUGUACUGUAAAUGCAGUAUUUCAAUCGCAGGGAUAUGAACAUUGUAUAAAAUGUACAGUUGCAAAAUUACCUUUAGUUAAUUAGCGUAAUGAAUGUCAGAACGAUUCCUCAUUGUUACUCGUCUUACGAAUCGUUGGGUAGAAUAAAACCCAUUUAUAUUUAGGUAUAAAAUAUAACAGAAACGUUACUGUUUAAUGUAAACUGAGCACUGUAUUUAAAGUAACAAAAUUAUAUUGUAAUCCUUCAAGUCACGGUAACAAAAUGUUGGAUGUAUAUUUGUUAAAAUUUGUACAGGGAGGUUAUCAAUUUGAAGUUCGAAAGUCUGAACGAUUAAGAAAAUGUAUUUUCGCAUUGUAAAAUAUUAUACACAAAUAGUAAUGUAACAAAUAUUUUAAUACUGGAGCAUAAUAAA
Pararge aegeria (speckled wood butterfly) is the source of this 4809-nucleotide messenger RNA. RefSeq names its product myocyte-specific enhancer factor 2 (gene Mef2). The transcript is spliced from 11 exons. Gene Ontology annotation, molecular function: histone deacetylase binding; protein dimerization activity; RNA polymerase II cis-regulatory region sequence-specific DNA binding. NCBI's taxonomy places the organism in Eukaryota, Metazoa, Arthropoda, Insecta, Lepidoptera, Nymphalidae. The coding region runs from base 418 to 1782 and encodes 454 amino acids. The record is from RefSeq and is a predicted model, not a curated record. Gene Ontology annotation, biological process: positive regulation of transcription by RNA polymerase II; cell differentiation.